UGGUUGAGAAAGUUUCCAAUCCCGUUGAAAGAAGAUACCAGAGCCAGCAGGCAGGCAACUCCGACGUUAGAAAAGAAAAGAAAUAAUCAUUUGGCGCCGACGUACGCGCACACAAUCUCUCUCUCUCUCUCUCUCUCUCACUGAGUCACUCUCUCUGUUUUAGGAACUCUGUAAAGAGGAGAAGAAAAGAAAUACAAUCACAACUGAGAUAUCGAAAUGAAUCUGUACGCGCACGACCGCUCUCUCUUGGACGACUAUAACCUCGACUUCUUCGAUGCCAUUCUUCAACCGUUCUCUCAUCGCCGGGAUUCUUCCUCUUCGAAUUCCACGAUUGACACUGACGACGACGACGACGAUCUUCUGGACAGCUACAAGCCCAAUUCUGCUUACCGCGUGUUGCCCAAUCGCAGCCCUCCCAAGCACCGCCACGACGGAAAGUCGCCGCUCCCUUUGGGUAUGGAUUGGAGCCCCCCUCCUCGCAAAUGGGAUGGACGUGAAACUGUCUGGCCGCAUGAUUUCCACACUGGUUGGAGUUACUGCAUCUCAAUUCCUUCUUGGGUUUUCCUUUCCAAAUCAAGAGGCUCAGAUCCUGUGGUGUUUUACAGGGUUCAAGUUGGUUUACAAUCACCAGAAGGAAUCACCACAAUUCGAGGGAUAUUACGCAGAUUUAACGAUUUUUUAAAGCUUUUUUCUGAAGUCAGGCAGGUUUUUCCUAAGAAGAAUCUGCCUCCAGCUCCUCCAAAGGGGAUUUUGAAAAUAAAAAGCCAGACUCUGUUGGAAGAGCGGAGGUAUUCUUUGGAGGAUUGGAUGGGAAAACUAUUGUCAGACAUUGAUGUAUCAAGAAGUGCUCCUGUGGCAACCUUUCUUGAGCUAGAAGCCGCUGUGAGGUCUUCAUUCUGUGAUGAGAAUCAGCAAAUUCCAGAUGCUAAUUCUUCAACUGGUGGUGUGGUUCUAUCAUCUCUGCUCCGUUCCAACUCAGAUGUGUCUGGGCUUGCUGGUGGUUUGUUUGCAUCAGAUCAUGGUAAUGAUACUCCUUAUGAGAUAUCUGAGGUUGGAACACCAAGGUGUCAGAAUGAUAAUUCUACUGAUCCUGGCUUGGAGAAAUCUGUAUCCGAACAAUACUUAAUUGAUCCAUAUAAAAGGACUGUCAAACAUGGCUUGUUUAACAGAAAAUUUAUUCAGGAGAGCCUACAAAGCUUUUCGAGGCAUAGAAUGAAUAUGGGAAGUCAGGUCAAUAAUAUAGGCAGGGAUGAGGUAAUUGGGAAUAAUUCUGGUGCUAAACCUCUCCGUGUAGAUGGAACGAAGUUUUUUCCUGAACUAGGGGAUUGCGAGGUGGAUGGCCAUGUUCGUAGACUCUCGACAGAGAGUGUUGGAAGUGACUUAAGUUCUGUAAGAGGAAGUGAAAUGUCAAAUACAGGGGAAGCCAAUAUUUUUGGUGGUUACCCUCAUCAUUCCAGAGGUUCUGAAGCUCCAAAAAACACGGAUUCUUUUGUAAAUCCAUAUUCACAGCUUCCAAGGGACUUUCUGGUUGCUCUUCCAUCUGAUGAACGAUAUAGACUGAACAGAGUACUUGUUACCAUGCAGCAGAGACUAGCCACAGCAAAAACAGACUUGGAGGACCUUAUAGCAAGAUUGAAUCAAGAAGUUUUGGUGAGACAAUUUCUCACAACAAAGGUCAAAGAUUUGGAAGUGGAAUCUGAGAUUACUAGACAGAAUUGUAAAGAAAACAUGCAGCAGGCUGUUUUAACUGAAAAGGAGAAAUUGACACAAAUGCAGUGGGAUAUGGAGGAGCUUCAUGCAAAGUGCUUGGAGAUGGAAUUAAAAUUGAAGCUGGAACAGGAUGAAAAGGUGCGUGCAGAGUCAACCAAAAUAGCAAUCGUUCAGGAGAACAAAAUGUUGCUGCAUGAGUUAGAUGUUGCCAGAGAACAGCUUGAAAACUUGCAGAAACAACAUGAAGAGUUUGAGGUAAAAUCAAAGGCAGACAUUAAGUUGCUUGUUAAAGAGGUCAAAUCUCUUCGAAGUUCUCAGUUAGAAUUGAAGCAGGAGCUCAGCCGACUAAUGAAAGAAAAAUUAGAAGCAGAGAGGAGUCUUCAAAAGGAAAGGCAAAGAAUGGAACGUGCAAAUACUGCUAAUACAAAGUUUCUGCAUGAAUGUGGAAUUCUUCGUGGUAGGCUUCAAGAAUGUAGUCUUAAUUUUCUCGUUGAAGAGGAAGAUGAAUUAACUUUGGACACUUCAUCACCAUCUGAUGCCAUAGAUCUGUUGAUAACAUCUGAUAAUAGAAUUGGCCUUCUACUUGCAGAGGCACAGCUUCUUGCACAGGAUGUAGAAAAUGCUGUUGCAGUAGUGGACGAAUCUCGCAAUGUAAAUGGCAGUAAUAAAAGAACAACAGAUGAUGAGUUGAGGAAGAUGUUGACAGAUGUAUUCGUUGAAAAUGCUGGAUUAAGGAAACAGGUUAACUCAGUAAUCCGUUGUGCUUUAAACACAAAUGGCACACCUGAGCGAGAUGAUGAGGACGAGGAAGUUCCAUUGAGAAAAACUGUUCUAAGCAAGUUUUUAGAACGAUAACAUGGUUGAUCUUCUAUAUGAAUAUAUGGUUUUCUGAAACAUUCUAUUUUGUCAUCCCAGUAAAUGCAGUAGAAACGCAGAGUUUUGUAGUUCUGUAUAGUAUCAGGUCUGCUACUAAAUGACAUUGUUGUAUCAUAUCGUUCCUUGAAAAAAUUAAUUUGAGAAGCUCGCGGGCAUUUGCAGUGA
Molecule: messenger RNA, 2751 nt
Organism: Carya illinoinensis
Lineage: Eukaryota; Viridiplantae; Streptophyta; Magnoliopsida; Fagales; Juglandaceae
Product: PX domain-containing protein EREX-like
Exons: 10
Coding region: 217-2565 (782 amino acids)
Biological process (GO): protein transport
Molecular function (GO): phosphatidylinositol binding
Source: RefSeq, a predicted model, not a curated record